Molecule: messenger RNA, 990 nt
Organism: Galendromus occidentalis (western predatory mite)
Lineage: Eukaryota; Metazoa; Arthropoda; Arachnida; Mesostigmata; Phytoseiidae
Exons: 2
Coding region: 135-746 (203 amino acids)
Source: RefSeq, a predicted model, not a curated record
UUGAAGAACUCGAUGAGGUCUGGAUAGGACAGGCGGAACCAGGUUCGGCUCACGAGUUGAACGCUCCGUUUCGGCAUCGGAGACGACCGUUCGGAAUAGAAUCGGAAAAGAUCGAACUAACCGGGCUUGCUGCGAUGAUUGCUCAGAGGACUUUCGACGAGAGUCUGCUGGCUUUGGAGAGACACGUGAGCAUUGCAAUGGAAAUAGCGUGUAUGUGUCGCUCAGCCCGCGGGAGAUUAGGCGCCGGACUGGAUCCCGGAUACGUUCUGGAGGAUCUGAGGUCGUUCUGGGACCGAUUAGAAGAGUCGAUCUACCAAUUGGGGGACGAGAAUCGUAACGAGACCGAGCGGCUCUCGUUGGUAUCAUCAGCUCAAUAUUUCAGCGGACAGGUUUUCGUCCUACCGAUGUCGAUUACUCUCAACCAUGGUAUAAAACCGAAAUAUGUCGACGUUAUUCUCGACUACGGGUCAGCGAGCACGACGUUCGCAGGAACAAUGUUCAAUGGACGGUAUUCGCGAAUUCUCCUGAAAGUUAAUGCGACGGAGUCAGCACAACUCAGCCUAACUUAUAAAAGUCCGUUUUCCUUCAUAAAGCGUUCGAGGAAACUGCUAGCUGUCGCUCGCACCGUGAACAUAUCUUAUUCACCUGAAGACGAUUGCUUCGAGGUUACCGUGCUGUUCGGAAACCGUGAGCAGGACGUGGGGCAAGCAACUUUUCACGUUGAAUGGUAUCCCAAGAAUUGCUAACGCGAUCUGACGCGGCCUCAUAACGACUGUAAAUGACGAUUAGGUACUUAGGAACUCUUGUAUAGCUAAGUCCGGAGGAAAACACCGCGUGUAUCCCACUGUAUUAGCGAAAAAUAGGUUUUUAAUAUUUCCUCAACUGCCGCACCAACGUCUCGCAUCGUAGACGGAACUCCGCAUCAGGGAGAUCACUGUUUCGAUCAACCGAGCUAAUCUAGCCGAUCCAAUUUAAAUAAAUAGACAUGUA